This is a messenger RNA of Erinaceus europaeus (western European hedgehog), 2084 nucleotides long. RefSeq names its product cell division cycle associated 7 like (gene CDCA7L). The transcript is spliced from 10 exons. The record is from RefSeq and is a predicted model, not a curated record. Lineage: Eukaryota; Metazoa; Chordata; Mammalia; Eulipotyphla; Erinaceidae. Gene Ontology annotation, biological process: regulation of DNA-templated transcription. The coding region runs from base 435 to 1790 and encodes 451 amino acids. Gene Ontology annotation, cellular component: nucleus.
GGGUAGCCCAAGCGUGCCAGCUGGAGACUGUGCCGGGACUGCCCCCUCACAGUUCUCCCGCGCGAAACCCAACCGGACUGCUCCACUCCCUCCCUCCACUGCAGGGGGGAGCCCUGCGCCCCCACUCUUGCAACUGCCUCGGGCUGCGCCCAACUGCUGCGCCUUCUGGUGUCGCCGGUGAAGCCAAGUUUCCUGGUCUUAAAGUUUAGGGCAGUGACCCGAGCUUCUCCUCCUAGCACACCGGCGCCAAGUGGGCGGUGCGGCAUGCUCCCCCCGUCCCGGGUGCCGAGUGUGCCCCUCCCCGGGCUCGGAGCAACUCGGGGCGCUGCGCGCGGGCUGCAAGACCGCGGGGCUUUCUCCGUGCGCCCGGCCUUGGCGAGCCAGGCUCCGGUGUCCGCGUGCUAGGAGGAGGCAGGCACUCUUUUGGGGGAAGAAUGGAGCUGGCGACUCGCUCCCAGCAGAUCCCUAAAGAAGUAGCUGACAUCUUUAACGCCCCUAGUGAUGAUGAAGAGUUCCUCGGUUUCCGAGAUGAUGUUCCCAUGGAAACCCUCUCGUCCGAGGAGAGCUGUGAGAGUUUUGACUCACUGGAGUCAGAGAAACAGCAGGGUAUGCAUUUCCAUUCCCAGUACCUCACAGAUGAGCUAAGACGAAUUUUUAUAGAAGACACAGAUUCAGAUAUGGAAGAUUUUGAAGGGUUUACACAGAGUGAGCUGAUUGUCAACACUAACCCACAGCACAUGGAGUCAGAUUUGAGUGAUGAUGGUAAAGCAUCUUCAGUGGAUGAGGAAGAUGAUGAUGAAGAGAAGGCUACACCUAGAAACAGCAAACUGAGAAGAAGCAGCAUUGGCCUUCGAGUAGCUUUUCAGUUCCCUACCAAGAAACAGACAAGGAAAUCUGAUAAGGACAGUUCUGAGUCUCUGUUUUCUAGCUCUUGCUUACAGAACUGUAAAAACAGAACUCUUAGAAGAAAGAAAAAUUAUAGACAGGGAAAGGAAAGGGAAGAGUCUGCCUCCGAGUCUGAGGAUGAGUCCAGGGAUGAGGGCCAGGAGAGCUCAGAUGCUCUGCUGAAGAGGACCAUGAACAUCAAGGAGAACAAAGCUAUGCUUGCUCAGCUCUUGGCAGAGUUGAACUCAAUGCCAGAUUUGUUCCCGGUGCGAACCCCAAACUCAGCUUCUAAGAAGAAAACAGUGAGGCGGGCAUACUCAGAGGGCCAGAUCACAAGGCGCAUGAACCCAACCCGGAGUGCACGGCCUCCAGAGAAGUUUGCACUGGAGAACUUCACUGCUUCAGCCACCAAAUUUGCCGAGGAGAUUUACGACUUUAGAAGAAGGAAGACAAUUAGUGGGGGAAGAUGCCAGGGCUACAGGCGGCGUAGCCGAAUCUCUUCUUUUCGACCAGUGGAGGAUAUCACUGAAGAAGAGUUAGAAAAUGUUGCCAUAACAGUUCGAGAUAAGAUCUAUGAUAAAGUUCUGGGCAACACUUGCCAUCAGUGUCGGCAGAAGACCAUUGACACCAAGACAGUGUGUCGGAACCAGAGCUGCGGGGGAGUUCGGGGACAGUUUUGUGGCCCUUGCCUGCGGAAUCGCUAUGGAGAGGAUGUGAGGAAAGCUCUGCUGGACCCGGAUUGGAUAUGUCCUCCCUGCCGUGGAAUCUGUAAUUGCAGUUACUGUCGGAAGCGCGAUGGUCGCUGUGCCACAGGGAUCCUCAUACAUCUGGCCAAAUUUUAUGGUUAUAAUAAUGUGAAGGAAUAUCUGGAAAGCAUACAGAAGCAGCUGGUAGAAGACAAUUAAGAGAACCAGUCAUCUCGGCAUAGAGUAUAUCCCAGCAGGACAUGCCAUACAUACCAUUUGUGCCUAAGGUCUUCCAGUUGUGUUUUACACAGGAAAACUUAUAGAUGUAAAUGCCAUUUAAAAGAUUGUUUAUAUACUUAAAAAUAUUUCUCAGGAAGAUAGCAGUGGAAUUGUUAUACAUAAAUAUACAGACCUAUUUCUAUAUUGAAUUCUUAAAAGAAUAAAGCACAUAGUUUGAGUAGAGUUUAGAUAAGUUACAGAGAAAAAUGUUGUAUAAAAAACUCUUACCUUUGA